CAUUGUUAACCAUGGCUGGAAGGCAGACGAAGCAGGCAUUGUUGAUGGUUCUCUGGCUCAGCACUUGCAUGUUCAUCCUCUGCUCCUCUGCCUCACUGAGCUCUAGAGUUGGUGGGAGGAACAUUUCAUUCACUUACAAGGAAGGAAAGGGGGAGAGAGGGCCAAAGGAAUGGGGAUCAUUGAGCCCAAAAUGGAGAGCUUGUGGGAAUGGGAAGUUGCAGUCUCCCAUUGAUGUUCUAAGCCAUGGAGUUGAAGUCUCCCCUGAAUUGGGGAAGUUACAGAGAGACUAUAAACCAGCUCCUGCUACUGUCAAGAACAGUGGACAUGACAUCAUGGUCAAAUGGAAAGCUGAUGCAGGGCAGAUUAGGGUAAAUGAGACUUACUACAAGUUGGUCCAAUUCCAUUGGCAUACACCUUCUGAGCACACAUUUAAUGGCUCAAGGUAUGAAUUAGAGCUACAUGUGGUUCACUCAAGCUCCAAUGGAGGAACAGCUGUGAUUGGAAUUGUUUACAAGUAUGGGAAGCCUGAUCCAUUCCUUUCCAAGGUAGUAAAAAACUACCAUCUGUUGCGUGACAUAAAGAAGACAAGAAAGGGCGGAAAGGAUAUAGAGGUGGGGAUCGUGAAUCCAGGAGACAUCAAAUUCGGGAGGAGAAAGUACUAUCGAUACAUCGGGUCACUGACAACUCCCCCAUGCACCGAAGGAGUUGUUUGGACGAUUGUGAAAAAAGUGAGGACUGUUUCAAGAGCACAAGUCAAAGCAUUGCGUAAUGCGAUUUAUAAGGGAUUUAAGACUAAUGCAAGACCAACUCAAGGAGCAAAUGAAAGGGUGGUCAAGUUAUACAAAUAAUGAAUCCUCUUUUGCAUCGGAUUUAGUGGAUGCUCUGCACUCCAGCUUAUUUAGCUUGUCUUUCCCAUAGGAAUCACUAUUACUAAGUAUUUGAUUAGUAACUUAAUUAAACCUCUCAUCAAAGACUUAUAUUCUAUAGAGAAAAAUGCUAUGGCAUUGCCAUAAAAAAGAAUGUACUUAUUGGG
Messenger RNA from Linum tenue, 1033 nucleotides. NCBI's taxonomy places the organism in Eukaryota, Viridiplantae, Streptophyta, Magnoliopsida, Malpighiales, Linaceae. The record is from the annotation of a GenBank genome assembly.